AAAAACAUGCAAAAUUUCCAUAUAUUUUGGUGAGAGGAAACAUAUUUUUAAAAAGUUGUUGAUCUGUACAACUUGAAGGUUCAGUUUUAUUUUUCUUGAAGAGAUGUCGGAAGAAUUAGGAAAAUCAUAUGACCGUGACAUCUGUAAAAAGUCAUUCUUAGAAGAAAGUAAAUUCAAUCAACACAAACAAAUUCAUGCAGGGGAAGCACCAUAUCACUGUACUAUCUGUGGUAAAUCAUUCUCUGUUUGCAGUAGCCUAACUGCACACAAACUAAUUCAUACGGGUGAGAAACCAUAUCACUGUAGUAUCUGUGGUAAAUCAUUGUCUGACAGGAACAGCUUAACUAAACAUAAACGUAUUCAUACAGGGGAGAAACCAUAUCACUGUGAUAUCUGUGGUAAAUCAUUCUCUGAAAGCAGCAGCUUAACUAAACACAAACGUGCUCAUACAGGCGAGAAACCAUACCCCUGUGAUAUCUAUGGUAAAUCUUUCUCUCAACACAGUGGCUUAACUCAACACAAACGUAUUCAUAUAGGGUAGAAACCAUACCCCUGUGAUAGCUAUGGUAUGACAUUCUCUGGAAACAGUCACUUAAAUAUACACAAAUGCAUUCACUCACGAAAAAUCAAUUCACAAUGAUAUCUGUGGCAAAUCAUUUCUGAUUUAAACUGAAGUCUUUCCUUA
Molecule: messenger RNA, 685 nt
Organism: Octopus sinensis (East Asian common octopus)
Lineage: Eukaryota; Metazoa; Mollusca; Cephalopoda; Octopoda; Octopodidae
Product: zinc finger protein 3-like
Exons: 2
Coding region: 104-541 (145 amino acids)
Biological process (GO): regulation of transcription by RNA polymerase II
Molecular function (GO): RNA polymerase II cis-regulatory region sequence-specific DNA binding; DNA-binding transcription factor activity, RNA polymerase II-specific
Source: RefSeq, a predicted model, not a curated record